This is a messenger RNA of Leptosomus discolor (cuckoo roller), 550 nucleotides long. Lineage: Eukaryota; Metazoa; Chordata; Aves; Leptosomiformes; Leptosomidae. The record is from RefSeq and is a predicted model, not a curated record.
CCCCUCUCUGGAUUUGUCUUGCAGAUCUUCUCUCAAGAGUACAUCAAUCUUCUGCUUUCCAUGUAUUUCUUUGUGCUGGGGAUCCUCGCCCUGUCCCACACCAUCAGCCCCAUGAUGAACAGAUUCUUCCCGGCGAAUUUCCCCAACAAACAGUACCAGCUCCUCUUCACCCAGGGCUCCGGGGAGAGCAAGGAGGAAAUAGUGAAUUACGAGUUUGACACCAAGGAUCUCGUGUGCCUGGCCCUGAGCAGUGUUGUGGGGGUCUGGUACCUGCUGAGAAAGCACUGGAUUGCCAACAACCUCUUCGGGCUGGCUUUCUCCCUCAACGGGGUGGAGCUGCUGCACUUGAACAACGUCAGCACCGGCUGCAUCUUGCUCGGGGGCCUCUUCAUCUACGACGUCUUCUGGGUCUUUGGCACCAACGUGAUGGUGACGGUUGCCAAGUCGUUCGAGGCCCCGAUAAAACUGGUUUUCCCUCAGGACCUGCUGGAGAAGGGGCUGGAGGCCGACAACUUCGCCAUGCUGGGUCUGGGGGACAUUGUCAUUCCAG